AUGUUAUUGCCUGAAAGGGUUGCCAACUAUCGUUGUCUAAAUACAACACCGCCUGAAUUGUGUGCAGUGGUCGCACCUGGUAUAAAUCUAUUAACCCCGGCACAUUUGGAUACAACAUUAAAACAAAGUGAAUCAAAAACUAAAGUGGAAAAAGAUGAAAACCCACAAAUCCAACCUCAACAAAUAGUUUCGUUGGGCUCCCCACUACCACAAGCCUUGGCACCCACACAAUCAUAUUUUGUUCUAAAUAGUGCAUUUUAUGAUUCGCCAUUAACCCGUUAUGCCUAUACGACCAGUAAUCAAUUUGUACCUGGAUUUUUUCAAAAUCCUUCUAUUGAAACCAUUGAGCCUACCAUAAAACCCAAACACCGUGAAGCAGAACCAACAACGAAAAAACCUAAAACUGUAACAAAAUCGAAACCGCCUAAAUUACAAGUGAAAUCCGUAACCACCACCAAUAACAACAACAAUGGAAAGGCCGACUUUCUAAAUGACAAACCCCUAUUGGAAGCUGUUAAAAAGAUUAAUCCCCAAUUUAUUGUUGAAGAUAUAAUGCCAGUACCAGGUCGUCAUGUAUAUUCCUCAAUUGGCAUGGAACUUGUGGGAUAUAGCAAACAGAAACCGAUUAAUAAAAAACCAAAAACUAAAUUGAAGACGAAAAAAUCCCAAGUAAAAGUUGAGGCCAUUAGCCGAACAGCGACAACGGGAAACGUACCACAAAUUCCAUUUGGUACAUAUUUUUUGCCAUAUUUUUCACAACUUCAACAACAAUACGAAAAACAACUGCAGCAGCAACAACAACAACAGCAAGGACAACGGAAAAGUAAACAACUACAAAAGCCAGCUCUGAAAACGGCGUCUUUGAUUUUGGAACCCCAUUCCAAGGCAAUUGUUGGUAAUGGUGGUACCGCCAUAUCAGCGCCCAUUUCUAGGGCCGUUCUGAAACGUGGCGUACCUACAAAUGUUUAUUUCAAUCCCGAAUCUGUGGCCAUAGCUGGUGUUGGUGGUAAGGCGCAUGCCCAAGCCGAUUUGGAAUUGGAUUUAAUCAAUUAA
Molecule: messenger RNA, 1053 nt
Organism: Musca vetustissima
Lineage: Eukaryota; Metazoa; Arthropoda; Insecta; Diptera; Muscidae
Exons: 2
Coding region: 1-1053 (350 amino acids)
Source: RefSeq, a predicted model, not a curated record